AUGGAUCACAUGAUCACCGAAACCUGUCAUCCGCGGUGUGACAACACGUAUGAUAAUACACGCCAUGUCUCUAACUCAACUGACGUUGCAGUGAUCAGCGCCGGCAUCAUAAACAUGUCAACGGGAACGCCAGACGGGGCAGCGAAGGGCGAGGGGGGCGACGCCUCCGAGUAUAUAAAGCUGAAGGUCGUGGGCCAGGACUCCAAUGAGAUCCACUUCCGCGUCAAGAUGACCACUCAGUUCGGCAAACUCAAGAAGUCCUACAGUGAACGGGUGGGCGUACAGGUGGGGUCUCUCCGGUUUCUGUUUGACGGCCGUCGCAUCAACGACACGGACACACCGAAGCUCCUGGAGAUGGAGAACGACGACGUGAUCGAGGUUUACCAGGAACAGAGUGGCGGUCAUGGUGGUCAGCACGUGGUGGCCCGAGCGUGA
Oppiella nova is the source of this 435-nucleotide messenger RNA. NCBI's taxonomy places the organism in Eukaryota, Metazoa, Arthropoda, Arachnida, Sarcoptiformes, Oppiidae. The record is from the annotation of a GenBank genome assembly.